Molecule: messenger RNA, 1271 nt
Organism: Vicugna pacos (alpaca)
Lineage: Eukaryota; Metazoa; Chordata; Mammalia; Artiodactyla; Camelidae
Source: RefSeq, a predicted model, not a curated record
GCACUGUCAAUAAAAAUGAAUGGGGACAGCUUGAAAAAAUAUUGAGGAUAAUUCUAUGUGAUUAACAAGUAGCUCUAAAUUUUUCAAUAUCCCUGGAAGGCAGGAGUUUCCCUGUUUACAAAGGAGAAAACGGAGUCAGUGGGUCACAGUGACUUGGCCCAAGUCACACAGCCAUUUGGUGGUUGGUGUAGCCUGGGGGUUCAGUCUUCCCCUUGUAGCCCCGCAGGACCCAGCAGAUGAUGAGGAUCCGACCGAGGCGGGUAACGACAGGAAUGCGCCAUUUCUACUCGGUAACUACGGGAAAGCCCAGAGGACCGCGACUAAGAAGAGCUGAUGGCCGCAGAGGCUCGGGAAGGAGAAGCGAGGCGGGCAGAAGCAGUUUUGGGUCUCGGCGGCCGCCGUAGGAGCGGCGCUCUGAUCCCCAUGGCAACAACGAACUAGCGGGAGGUUUUUGUGAGGUGCAGCCGCGGCGGAUUGGCCCAAGCGCCGAGCAGAAUCCGUGAACUGCCCGUGGCCCCGUGGGUGCAGCUCCUGAACUGACCGGCGCUGUCCCGCCCCAUGGACGCCUCCUCUAGCCCGUGGAAUCCAACCCCGGCUCCCGUCAGCAGUCCCUCCCUGCUGCUCCCCAUCCCCGCCAUCGUCAUCAUCGCUGUGGGCAUCUAUCUGUUGCUGCUGGGCCUAGUGCUGCUGACUAGGCAUUGCCUGCUGGCCCAGGGCUGCACAGACUGCAGUUCCCCCUGCAGGAAGCAAGGCGCCUCCAGGCCCCAAGACUGUUGCUGGACCUGUGCAGAAGCCUGCGACUUCCCUCUGCCCAGCCCAGCCCACUACCUGGAUGCCUGCUGCCCCCAGCCCUCCGAAGCUGAUUGGGCCCCUCGCUGCCCUCGCUGCUGCCCACUCUGUGACUGUGCCUGUGCGUGCCAACUUCCUGACUGCCAGAGCCUCAACUGUCUCUGCUUUGAGAUCAAGCUCCGAUGAUGACCCAGUGUCCCUGCCCCUUGGGGGAGCGGCCACCCCCCGGGGCCCACAUGCCCUGUUCCCUGAGGGGCCUCAGGACACCUUUCUCCAGGCCACUGGAACCACAAAUGGCCUGCCCAGCUCAGCAGCCUGGGAACCAGCAGCGGAGAGCCUGGCUCCCAGCAGAGCGAGACUCAGAGAGCCCUUGGCUCGCUGGACGGCAGCCCCUUUGGAAGGCCAGAAGACAGAGGGGCUAGUGCUUCGGCAGGUGCCCCUGCCCUCCUCUCCUCCUCCCCAAGUAAAUGAUUGUGUUUGAA